GCGCGGGCCGGGGGCGCGGACGGCGGGUGCCCGGGAGGGGCGGGCUCGGCUGCCUGCACCGGAAGUGAGUGGCUGGCGGCGGGCGGGGGGAGCGAGCGGCCGGGCGCGAGUCGGUCCGCCCGUCGGCUGCCCGGCCCGCAACCCCGCCUUCUGCGUCUCGGCCGGACGCGGCCGCACUCGGAUCCGCCGCCGCUGGGCGCUGCGGCCGUCCCUCCCGCCGCGCUCUCGGCCCCGCCCCCGCCGCCGCCGCCGCCCGGUGGGUCAGUCAGUCAGUCAGUCACGGAGCGCGCGGCGCGGAGCUGCGGGCGCUCGAGGCGUCUCGGGAGAGGGAGCGCCGCGCCUGCGGAGGAGGCGGCGGCGGCGGCAGCGGCAGCGGCGGCUGGACAAGCGCGAGCGGCGGCUACGCUGCCUGGGGCCGCUCCGGGAGUCAAGCCCGCCGGAGGACUUAGCUGCUGCCGCGAUGGAGCAGCUAUCAGAUGAAGAAAUUGACCAUGGUGCUGAAGAAGACAGUGACAAGGAAGAUCAGGACCUGGACAAAAUGUUUGGAGCCUGGCUGGGAGAGCUGGACAAACUCACUCAGAGCUUGGAUUCUGACAAACCCACAGAACCAAUAAAAAGAUCUCCUCUUCGCCAGGAAACAAACAUGGCCAAUUUUUCUUAUCGCUUCUCCAUAUACAACUUGAAUGAGGCACUGAAUCAGGGAGAAACUGUGGAUCUGGAUGCUCUAAUGGCCGAUCUUUGCUCAAUAGAGCAGGAGCUCAGCAGUAUCGGUACAGGAAAUAGUAAGCGUCAAAUGACAGAAACAAAAGCCCCUCAGAAAGUACCUCCUAGCCGACAUACAUCAAAACAUGGCACCUCGAAAGGAUUGUCUUCUUCUUCGUCUAAUAGGAUAAGUAAACCAUCACAUGCCAACUACUCCCUGGAUGACAUCACCGCACAGUUAGAACAGGCCUCCUUGAGCAUGGAUGAGGCUGCUCAGCAGUCUGUAUUAGAAGAUACUAAGCCCUUAGUGACUAAUCAGCACAGGAGAACAGCAUCAGCAGGCACAGUGAGUGAUGCUGAAGUACGCUCUAUUAGUAACUCCUCUCGUUCAAGCAUCACUUCUGCAGCCUCCAGCAUGGACUCUUUGGAUAUUGAUAAAGUAACACGCCCUCAAGAACUGGAUUUGACACAUCAGGGGCAGCCAAUUACUGAGGAGGAACAGGCAGCAAAAUUGAAAGCUGAGAAGAUCAGAGUUGCCCUAGAGAAAAUUAAAGAGGCACAAGUGAAAAAGCUGGUGAUUAGAGUCCACAUGGCUGAUGAUAGUUCUAAAACGAUGAUGGUGGACGAGAGGCAAACAGUGAGGCAAGUUCUGGAUAACCUGAUGGACAAAUCCCACUGUGGGUAUAGUUUAGACUGGUCUCUGGUGGAAACCAUCUCCGAGUUACAAAUGGAGAGAAUCUUUGAAGACCAUGAAAACUUGGUUGAAAAUCUUCUUAAUUGGACGAGAGAUAGCCAAAACAAGCUUAUAUUUAUGGAACGUAUAGAAAAAUACGCACUUUUCAAAAACCCACAGAAUUAUCUGCUGGGGAAAAAGGAAACAGCUGAGAUGGCAGAUAGAAAUAAAGAAGUGCUAUUGGAGGAGUGUUUUUGUGGAAGUUCUGUAACUGUACCAGAAAUUGAAGGAGUCCUCUGGUUGAAAGAUGAUGGCAAGAAGUCCUGGAAAAAGCGUUACUUUCUCUUGCGAGCCUCUGGAAUCUACUAUGUCCCUAAAGGAAAAGCAAAGGUCUCCCGGGAUCUGGUGUGCUUUCUCCAGCUGGAUCACGUCAAUGUUUACUAUGGACAGGAUUAUCGGAACAAGUACAAAGCACCUACAGACUAUUGCCUGGUGCUCAAGCACCCACAGAUCCAGAAGAAAUCUCAGUACAUCAAAUAUCUUUGUUGUGAUGAUGCGAGGACCCUGCACCAGUGGGUCAAUGGUAUUCGCAUCGCAAAGUAUGGGAAGCACCUCUACAUGAACUAUCAAGAAGCCUUAAAGAGAACAGAAUCGGCUUAUGAUUGGACUUCCUUAUCCAGCUCUAGCAUUAAAUCAGGAUCCAGUUCUUCCAGCAUCCCAGAGUCUCAGUCCAAUCACUCCAAUCAGUCCGACAGUGGAGUGUCUGACACUCAGCCGGCAGGACAUGUCCGCUCCCAGAGCAUCGUGAGCUCUAUCUUCUCCGAGGCCUGGAAGCGCGGCACGCAGCUAGAAGAGUCCAGCAAGGCCAGAAUGGAAUCUAUGAAUCGACCUUACACUUCACUCAUGCCCCCUUUAUCCCCACAGCCUAAGCUGGUCACCCCCUACACUGCCUCACAGCCUUCCCCGCCUCUGCCGCCCCCGCCCCCGCCCCCACCACCUCCCCCCCCUCCUCCCCCGCCUCCACCCCCUCCCUUGCCCAGCCAGUCUGCACCUUCUGCGGGCUCUGCAGCCACAAUGUUUGUUAAGUACAGCACAAUAACUAGGCUGCAGAACGCCUCCCAGCAUUCAGGACCCCUUUUUAAACCUCCCCCAUCAUCAGUGAUGCAGCCUCUGUCUUCGACCUCACAGUCAGGAAAGCCUCAAAUCCUGGUGCCCCCUAAUGGAGUCGUUCCCCCACCGCCUCCCCCUCCCCCCCCUCCCACCCCCGGCUCAGCUAUGGCCCAGCUCAAACCCGCCCCCUGCCCCCCCUCCCUUCCGCAGUUCAGCCCCCCACCUCCUCCACUGAAGAUCCAUCACGUUCAGCAUGUCACACAAGCAGCGCCUCCAGCGCCCCCCCCACCUCCUCCGGUCCCUGCACCCCUCCCUCCUCAGGCACCCCCCAAACCGCUUGUGACCUUACCCCCACCAGCCAGCACCAAGACUGUGCCACCCGCUGUGACACAAGCUCUGCCACCUACGCCUACUCCUCCACUACCCCCAGCAAAAAAGCAGUCAGCUUUUCCCGUUGCUCACAUUCCACCCUCUCCCCCUGCUCCUCCUGGUCCAGUUCCCCCACCCACCUUACCCAAGCAGCAGAGCCUCUGUGUAAAGCCACCUCCCUCUCCGCUGUCUCCCGUGCCCUCGGUGGUGAAGCAGAUAGCCAGCCAGUUUCCGCCCCCUCCCACCCCUCCACCCGCGGAGGCGCCGCCCUUAAAGCCCGCCUCUGCCGCGGCUGGCGCCCCACAGUCCCCCCCUGCUGUCAAAGCAAAACCCAAGUGGCAGCCCAGCUCUCUCCCUGCCCCGUCUCCGGACUUUCCCCCACCUCCUCCCGAGAGCAGCUUGGGGUUUCCUCCGCCGCCGCCUGCGGCCCCGGCCCCGCCACCGCCGCCGCCACCGCCGGCCACACCCACACCCGCAGCUGCUCCUGCCCCUGACAAAAGCGGAUCUCCGGGCAAAAAGACCAGUAAGACCUCCAGCCCCGGGGGAAAGAAACCGCCCCCGACCCCACAGCGCAACUCCAGCAUUAAGUCCAGCAGUUGUGCCGAGCACCCUGAGCCCAAGAGACCCUCGGUAGACAGCCUAGUGAGCAAGUUUGCAUCGCCAGCAGAACCCUCGGGAUCUCCCAGCAAGGAGACUCCAUCGCCUCCUGCAGCGCCCCCCAAACCCGGAAAACUCAAUCUUGCCGGAGUUCACCUUCCAGGAGUUCUCCAGCCAGGGUGUGUGUCUGCAAGAGCUUCGGUUCUGAGUGGGCGUGGCAAGGACUCUGUGGUCGAAUUUCCCUCUCCUCCCUCGGAUUCUGACUUCCCACCGCCGCCUCCUGAAAUAGAGCUGCCUAUGCCCCCGGUGGAGAUCCCAGCAGUGUUCUCGGGAGGCACUUCCCCGAAGGUGGCUGUGGUUAACCCGCAACCGCAGCCCUGGUCCAAAACAUCGGUGAAGAAGGCCCCUCCGCCCACACGACCCAAACGGAACGAUAGCACCCGCCUCACGCAAGCCGAGGUCUCAGAGCAGCCAGCGACGGCCACGGUUGUGCCACAAGUGCCCACCUCUCCUAAAUCCAGCCUUAGUGUCCAGCCUGGAUUCCUGGCUGACCUCAACAGGACCCUGCAGCGGAAGUCCAUCACCCGGCACGGCUCGCUCUCCUCCUCGCGCGUGUCCAGAGCAGAACCCACAGCCACCAUGGAUGAUAUGGCCUUGCCCCCGCCGCCCCCCGAACUGCUUUCUGACCAACAGAAAGCUGGUUACGGAGGCAGCCAUAUAUCAGGCUAUGCAACGUUGCGGAGAGGCCCGCCUCCCGCUCCCCCCAAGAGAGACCAGAACACCAAGCUCUCAAGAGAUUGGUAGCCACCAUAGGUCUUUAUUUUCAUGGGAUCUGUAAUCAGUUCUACAAUCAGCUCACUUGCUCAUUUAUGAAUUCAGGUGUUUAGAGCCUCCUGGUGUAAUGUUAUUCAGGUAGUGUUCAGUUGUAUGUGUGUGUGUACAUGAGUGGGCACACACAUAUCUACACAUAUAUAGAUAGGUAGUGUGUGUACGUAUAUAUAUGUAUACAUAUAUGUACAUAUGUAUAUGUAUAUAUAUCGCUGAAAGUGAUUCUAUUUAUUCUUUUUCUCUCCUGAUCCGAAAAUGGGUUUUGUGUAUUUGGGGCACAGAGGCAUGGAAGGGGGUGUGUGUCCUGUCCCUUUUGAUUUCUGUUGUCUAUCAUGUGGAUUGGACCAAAAACUUCUGACUUCAGAAGAUGUUUUAUAAAUGUCCAUGUGCGGCCUAUCUGUGCAUGUUGUGUAUUAUAUAUUAAGGAUAGUUGUAUAAAUGUGCUAUUUCUCAGUUUGAGAAGACAACCAGAAUGUUUGGUAUAUCUACGGGAUUUUGUGUUUGUUUUUUUCCCCAGUUGGCUGAAGUUGGAAUUGCUUGACUGACAUUUCAUUACUAUAUAUAAAGGGGCACUUUAAAUCAGGAAAACCUCUCAGCUUCAUUGAACGGGUAAUAGUACAGUAUGGGGAAAUUUUCACGGACACUAUCUGUAUGUGGUUGUGCAUAGAAAGUAAAUAUAUGGUGUAACUAAACCAUUCUAAUUGCAGUCCUGUUGCAAUGAUCCCACCCAAAUCUAGGCUGUGUUCUGUCACAGGUAAGCUCUUCGCCUAUGAUACAUGGAUAAUUUAGUACUAUAAUCUUGGAUAGUUCUUUUUGUACUGUUGGAAUCCUUUUCACCAAGUUUGACUUCAUGAUUCUUGCUUUGAUUUAUUGUAAGAGAAUAUCCAACAUGAUACCCUUGGAAUGCUCUGUCCCAGUGUCUUUGGGUCACCAGUUACCUCCUUAAAGCGUGCACUCUAGGUAGAUGUUAUUAGCUACCUGUAGACAAUUGCUACAUCAAAUACACACAUCCCUUGUCCAGUAUGUUGCAUCGUUAUGAAAAACAAUAUCACCUUCUGAAAUGCAUCUUUUUUGUGUAUUGCUCUCUAGAAGGAUGGGUGAUUAGAAAAGAGAACAAAACUGGCCCCUGCGCAGCUGUCAUUAAUCAGCUUGUAUGUGGCUAGUAAUGUGAAAUACCAAGAAUUCAUUUUUAAGUGCAGGACUGUCAGGGAGGGAGGAAGGGGAAAAAAAUUAAUUUUUUGAUGACUUCAUCCAUAGCUUACUGGAGCACACCAGGGUCCUGCUUGUUGUAGCCUGGUGUAGAGAUGUGUCCAGGUUACCAGGUGUUCUGAUGGAGCUGUGUAGUCCAAGUACUGUAAGUGACAUGACACAUACAGAGUUUGGUAUAACAUGCAGUCUUAGCGCUAAUGGACACACUAUACUUACACGCUUUUUUUUUUUUUCCCUGUGAAUUUUCCUUGGUAUAUGAGAGAAAUGUCUACUGUCUCAUCAAUUUGUGGUGAUAAAUUUAUCAUUAGGAAUAGAAUCCAACCUCAGAGCUGCUCUUAAACCAGAGAAAACUAGCCUCCCCAGCAGGGAUAAAUGAGCACACCUUGUGACAUGCCUGUGCCUGUUGUGAAUAGGAAUCACUGGUGCAAACUGCAGAAAUCUUUGACACUGCCUCAUAAGGAAAAAUUGAUGCCAAUACAAUGGGGCAGAGAUAGUAUAUAAUUCAAGAAUAAGCAGAGGUUGUACAAUGUACACAGGAUUUCCCUGUAACCCACUCUCCAACAGAGUAAGCCCUACCCCCACUGACACAUCUCUAGGAUGUGACAACAUACUCAUGUUAUAGAGCAGUAAGAACAUACACCAUAGUGCAUUUGUUAAAGUCCUGCUUCUUUAAAAGAUACUUUUGGAUUUUUUUCAGUUCACAAAGUUUUGUGUGCUUGGUAUUUUUAUGCUUAUGAAGUGACCUUUUAACACAUCUGCAUUGUUAAUUUAAGCAUGCAUAACAGCAGUUUGGAUAACAUUUGAGUACAGAUUGCCAAGCUCCAUUGUGACUCACAAGUGAAGUGCUUUCCCAGUCUUUUCUGCCUGCAGCUUUCUAGUCUAAGGAUCACCCUUAUUUGUUGGGUAAAGAGUUAUUACUAUGAAUCCAAUGAUAAAAAAGAAUUCAUCACUAGGUUUUUUUUUUUUGUUGUGGUGGUAGUCUUUUUUAUAUGAAGGUGGACGACUUCAACUUUCCCUGAGGGAAAAAACACAGUAAUGUGCCCUCAAUCUUCCUUCAUUCCUGAUUUGAGCCCUAAGAUGUAGCUUUUUUUUUUCUCCAGCGUGGGAUUUCCCAAGGCUUUUGGCUUAUGUUAGUUCCAGUGAUAGCCAUCAGUUCCAGUGGUAACCAUCCUGCACUGAUGCUUCUACUGUCUCAUUUUCCUGAAAGAGCAGACAUCCUUUAGAACACCAGGGACACCAAGGAGAGGGCAGGGCCAGAGGAAGAAUAUCAUUUUUAUCAGAAUCCAGGGGCUUGACUGACAGCAACCUGUUUGCCUUUCUAUUUCUCCAAAGACAGAAAAGGCUAAAAAUCAACUUUUUUCCCCUUCAUGUGAAACAACUGAAUCUAAAGAACUAAAAUGAUACUUCAGAUACACUUCUAGUGUUUUACUGUCUAAUGGGUUUUUUAAUUUGGAUUUUUGUUGGGAUGUGGUUUUGGGGGUGGGGAUUUUUGGAGACUACCCUUAUUUUUGUACUGUUGUUCUUCUCUGGUGUGUUCAAGGAAAACACUUCCUGCCAGACGACACUAGUACUGUGCCUUCUUUCACUGCCUUCUGCUCAGCAGUCCUAACUCAGCAGUGCUUCUUCAGGUCACAGAAGAAAACCCUGUUAGUUGGCUUGGCUUUACCAAAAACUGAACAGCAUGGAUGAGCUCAUCCUGCUAUCGAGGGCAGUGCAAACAGGUGCCUGUUAGAGCUAGUGACUUGUUAAUUAGCUAAAACCUUAAUUUUUACCACACAAUUUCAAAAUUGAAUCAACGUAUGCUUAAAAGUUUUGGCACCAAUUCUGAAGGGCAGCAGAGCCUAUUCUUUUAAUAAUACAGUCUACCUGGUUCAUAAUAUGAAUGUUAGAUCUUUCUGUAUUAAAGCUUGGCUUUCACUGGUCAAAUACACUUUUUCCCCCUUAGCUGCUAUAGUUCUCUCGGAAAAAGUGAAUAUUCUUAAGGUUUACAGGUACCCACUGAACUGUAAAUUGGUUUUUUAAAAUUAUUAUUUCUGGGGCUUUUUAAGGUGAGAAAAUUUACUGACUCUUCAGAAAAGUUAGAUGAAACAGUUUUCAUCAGAACCCAUCUCAAAGUAAUGCAGACGGGCUGAUGUUUUCAGUCUCUAAAAUCAAGGUGCUCCUGCCCACUGACAGCAUAUCCUGUUAGGUGAGGGCUGUGAACUGUCUUGGAAGUCCUCUAUGUAAGUUUACUUGCCACUGAAAAUAAUCCUGAGUUUAUCAAGACAGUCAGUCUAAACAGAAUUGGAGGAUCAUGAAUAGUAACUCCAACAGAGUGACAACUCUAAGGUCAAAGUUACUAGGAACUGUGCAUCCAACUAAGAGUUUCAGGAGCUGGGAGACUACAGUGGCUAAUAAGCUUAUGUAAAGAGUAUAAGGUUAUGAGUAGCCUGAAAAAACCUUCAGGUAAUGGUGUGAUUGCUUUGAUUUCACUAACAGGCCACCAACAGAACCCUUUGUCACUUAUUUUUCCUUUGUCUAGUUUUGUACAUUAUUAUAACCAAACUUUUCCAUAUAGUUCUCAUAUAGUUAGCUUCAGAGCUAACAAAUUAUAACUGAUGUCACCUCACAGACUUAAGUUUAGACCAGUUAAGUUUGUAUGACCCAGUGUGAUUAGAGAUAUAAUGACUUGCUUUAAAUAAAACAGGUUUGGUAACUUGAAUUUAUACACUUGAUAAGAAGAGGACCUCUAUCUCUAAAAAAAUCACUUUAGGUUUGCAAAUACACUUGGAGUUUUGUUUUAUACACUUUAGAUCAUUUGCAUAAAGUAGGUUAUCCCUGAACAUGAAUAAGUAGGUUAUUCAUAUUGUUAGGAAUAUGUGACCACCCACAAAGUUGAGAUUUGAACCUCGGAGAGAUAUAAGUAGUACAAAAUUAAGUAUCUCGGUAUCUUUUAAGAUUUAUUUUCCUUUAAAUAAAUAGGAAAUUAUUCAAAGAACACUGCUACCCCUUUUACCAGUCUCCCUCACACUAAACAAGUGUUCUUAAUUGUGCCCUUGGAAGGUUUAUAUAUAAAAGAAAUCUGAAAUUUAGCUGCAGAAUUAACUUGCUGAAUAAAAAUAAGCGAAACACCAUAUACUUGAUAAGCACUUGAAGGAAAUAAUCUCCAAUUGGUUUGCUCUUUGCUUGUUAAAGUAAUAGCCCAUUUAGAAGAGAAAACAAUAUCUGCUAUAAUCCCCAGUGCCUUGAACUCUUUUGGAGGAAUAGCAUAAAGAAAAAAAAUCCAACAAGCAAACUUUGAGGUGCUAAUGAAAGAGAAGGAAGGUGGUUUUAGUUUGUGCAGAAAAAGAUAAAGUGACUGUCUCACAAGAGAUGGCUUCAUCUACCUAAACGAGGUUAGGCUGCUUUCUACCAAAGACAUUUAGGGAAGUGAGUCUAGUCAGGGUGAUGGUGCAUACUGCUUAUUUAAAAGAUGGUCAGGUUCAGAAGUGAGUGUGUGGAUCAUGGAUGGCUAUUAAUACCAAGCUCAUAGUUGUUGAAGCCUCAACCUCUUAGGCAGAACAUGCUUGCGGCACUUAAAAGAUCUGCAUUUUGGGACUUGUCCAUUGUUUAAGUUUAUUGUAACCUAAUACCAAAAACUGCCAUUUUUCUUGAUUAUCACCUCCUGUAUUUCUGUCUCUACUUGUAAAUAAUCCCUCCUAGAAAAUAAGCAUUAACUGGAAUGUUUCAAAUGAUUUUGUGUAUUAUCAGCCACUAGUAAACUCCUUUUAUAGAAAUGUACAUUUGAAAUAUUAGCUUGUGCUCAAUGUUGUAAAAACAUUGUUUACUGUUUUAAAGAAAAAUUGCACACUAUACUUAACUGGGAUUGCUCCUGCUCUUCCUAGUUCUUAAAAAAAUGGAGCAAAGGCUCACAUUGACAUCUAGGCUAUGGGAGCUUUGCCAUAAAUAAAUAGAUACAAUGUAGGAUAUACCUUUUUAAAGCAUGGAAAAGAAAGCAAAAUGAACUGCAUUUUAAAGUACUGGAUAGAGGACAAUUAUUCAAAUGAUUAUGCACAGCUCGGUAAAGAUGAAGUUAAUGGUUUUUCUUUCAGUUUUGUUGCUGUUUUCUUCUGCUUAAAUGUACUCUCAUUUCAUUAUGUGCCUUGCUCCCUGAUUGUGCAAACAUAUAUAUAUAUAGAUAUAUAUAUACGAGAGAUAUAUUCAGUACUACUGAUGUUUUUGUUCUACUGCUGGAUUAAGUUAUUUUCCAAGUUACUCUUGCCAGUUACUGUCAGUAAACUAUUGUAAUGGCUUAGGACAGUAGUCAUACCAGUCAGUGUAAUUUUUCAGCUACGUGUUUUCAUUAUGUCAGCUUACACAGUCCUUAAUAAAAAUACAUAGAUUUCAUUUAAA
This is a messenger RNA of Phacochoerus africanus (Common warthog), 9859 nucleotides long. RefSeq names its product Ras association (RalGDS/AF-6) and pleckstrin homology domains 1 (gene RAPH1). Gene Ontology annotation, biological process: signal transduction. NCBI's taxonomy places the organism in Eukaryota, Metazoa, Chordata, Mammalia, Artiodactyla, Suidae. Gene Ontology annotation, cellular component: plasma membrane; cytosol. The record is from RefSeq and is a predicted model, not a curated record.